Nilaparvata lugens (brown planthopper) is the source of this 5791-nucleotide messenger RNA. RefSeq lists its product as uncharacterized. The transcript is spliced from 19 exons. Gene Ontology annotation, cellular component: extracellular region. Bases 194 to 4723 code for a protein of 1509 amino acids. Gene Ontology annotation, molecular function: hydrolase activity, acting on carbon-nitrogen (but not peptide) bonds; chitin binding. Lineage: Eukaryota; Metazoa; Arthropoda; Insecta; Hemiptera; Delphacidae. The record is from RefSeq and is a predicted model, not a curated record. Gene Ontology annotation, biological process: carbohydrate metabolic process.
GCUGGAGUGGAUAGAGUUUCAGUUCAGUGUUCAGUCGACGGUGCGACAGCCGUGCGGUCGCUCAGUGUGUCAGUUGAGUAGUUGCUAGUAGUGAACGUUCGACGUGGUCGAUGGUAGUGAACAAUCAGUCCAGCUCGUGAACCAUCGCUGUGAUCUAGUGAUUACUUUCCGGAUUCAUCUCGCCGCCACCGCAAUGGCUUCCAACUUCUGUUCAUCUUUUAUCGUGUGCACUGUGGGCCUACUGCUCUUAACAGAUGCAAGUCUCGCUCAACAAAGACGCAGCAAAUCGAGCUCAUCGCAGAGCAGCAGUAGCAUCUCGCAGGUGGUCGACUUCGACUGCCCCGAGGAGUUCGGCUACUACCCGCACCCUGGCGACUGCACCCAGUACUAUGUCUGCGUCUUCGGAGGCGCGCUUCUCGAGUCCUGCACUGGGGGCCUCAUGUACAGCCACGAGUUGCAGACUUGCGACUGGCCACGCAACGUGGGCUGUGGGGGCGCAGAGAGCAGCAUAGAGAGCGCCACAGUGAGCACGGUGCAAGUGACUGACCCACGCACGCGCACCACACCCAUUCAGCCACUCAGUCGCAGCACCCUGUCGCAGCGACAACAUCAACAGCAACAGCAGCAGCAGCAACAACAACAACAACUGCAGCGCGAAGAAAUUCCCAAGCACCAACUGUACGCGGAGGAAGAUCUGGGACCAGCAGAGGAGGUGGAGAGUGACCGCCAGCAGAGGGUGUACCGCGGCCAGCCAGCCACACUCGGCCAGGUGGCCAGGGACAGGGAUGGACUCAGUCGACACAGCAAUGCAUUGCAGGUUUCUCCUGGCGUAGGAAGGGAGAAGCUGUCAGUUGUAUCUUUCGGAACGCAACAGCAGUACUCAAGAGGCAGUGCUUCGCCAGCCACUUACAUCGAGCAGCCGACAACAGCUAGGGUGAGCAGCUCCAGGUCCUACAACAACACCCAGUACAACCCACAAGCUUUCGACAGCUUCUACAACCUUUAUGACGACGAGGCUGAUCUCUACAAAGAUAUAGAGUACUCACAGUACUCGGGCCAGAACAACAACCAACAGCAGCAGCAACAGCAACAACCACAACAGCAGUACAGGUCACAGGUGUACAAGGAGAAGCCGGCAGCUGUGGUGCAGAUAGAGCAGCCACAACAACAACAGCAGCAGCAGCAGCAGCAGCAGCAGCGCUAUUCGCAGCAGCCCAGCUACAGUGCGCAGGACAUCUAUGCGCAAUCUGUCAACGCACAGGACUACAACGACAACAAUUACAAUCUGCAGAACGAAGACAUCCAAUACAAGUCUCAGCUACAAGGAAAAUCAUCAGCAAGCCGAUUGGAAGAAACAAGUACAACCGCUGUCCCAGGAUCCCAGAGGCAGAGUACAAAUGAGCCUGCACCAGUAGCUUUAAGAUUGACUGAUGAAAGGUCUCCUGCUCUCCCUCCCUCUCCUACCGCUCUCCCUUCCUCCAGUUCGGAGCCUCCACGACGCCUGACGCUCUCGGCUGCAUUGGCGCUCGAUGAUGCUAGAAGAGUCGCACAGAGUUCCACAGCUCCUCAACAACGAAGCCGAGGAUCAGUCAAAGCAUUCUCAGUUGAGGAUCCACAGAGUAUAAACGAUGGCCUAAUUAGUGCUUUCAUCAAUGAUUAUAUUGAUGUUGAGAGCAGUUUUGAACAAAGAAGAAAAUUCAAUGCAGAGAAUGCAAGAAGUUCUUCAAGUAUAAAUAGUAGAUCAGAGGAGCAGCAGGUGUUAUCCUCGCAAACCUCUAGUAGAGUAUCCACCGAGCAGCCACCAAUAAUAGCUAGAUCCAAUUCAGAUUCACUGUCCAGCUACAAGAGUCAAGAUAGUUCGAGAUCAGCUCAAGCAGAGAAUAGAAGUUCAAGACUAAGUAGCCCUACAUCUUUCCCAUCAAGGUCAGAAACACCCAAACCUACAGACCACACUGAUUCUCAACAAAGAACCAGGAAUGAGCUAAACUCUUUCAGAAUUGUUGUGGAGCCCACUGCCUCUUUCCCUGAACAAGAAGAAGCAGUCUCUGUUAAUGACAAAUCAAUUUGGAGACAAGUCAAGGUGACUAAUAUCAGAUCCAGAGUUAUGCCACACCGUGACCAAGUAAAUAGCCAGAGUUCAGAGCCCAUAAGUAUUCAGUCUACAAGUAGUCCUCCAGAAACACCAACUGAAGAUUUCGAAACACCAAGAACAGUUCCUAUUCGACCUAGAAUCAGAGUGACACCAAAAACAAAUGAAGAAGAACUAAGAGCCGCUCAUUUCACCCGAACCACCGCAGCACCUGAACAAGAACCAAGAAUCCGUGUUGCUCCCAAACAAAAUGAAGAUGAAGUGAGACCAGUUCAUUUCUCUAGAAUAGCAUCAACGCCUGAACAAGAUUCUAGAAUUCGAGUUACUCCCAAACAAAUUGAAGAAGAAGUGAGACCAGUUCAAUUCUCUAGAAUAGCAUCAACGCCUGAACAAGAAUCUAGAAUUCGAGUUACUCCCAAACAAAUUGAAGAAGAAGUGAGACCAGAUCAAUUCUCUAGAAUAGCAUCAACGCCUGAACAAGAAUCUAGAAUUCGAGUUGCUCCAAAACAAAUUGAAGAAGUGAGGCCAGUUCAUUUCUCCAGAAUCACAACAGCACCAGAACAAGAAUCCAGAAUCCGCAUUGCACCAAAACAAAUUGAAGAAGUAAGGCCAAUUCAUUUGAUUAGGAGCACUGUGCCACCUCAACCCGCUCCAGUAGAAGUGACCACACCUCCUCCCCCACCUCCAACCACCACAACCACUCCUUCCACCACCACUCAAUCUCGCAGAAUCAUUGGUUACAGAACUGAGGAGCCCAGCUUUUUUGCCAGACUGCCUGAAGAGAAUGCAGUCAACUACCAUGACGAUCGCAGGGAAAACCAACUACUCAACAAAGGUGCCGGACAAGGUAGCUUUUCUCAGAACAGUGACAAUUUCAGGGAUGAAUUCGAAGAAUCUUUCUCAUUUGAUAAGAAAUCUAAUGGUCAAUUACCAGAAGCUCCUCACCGACAGGAUAAUUCGCAGUUUGUACCCUACUCCAAACCACAAAGUAUUGAAGAAUCCGAUGAUUCGGUUGAAGAAACAAACGAUGAAAAGCCGAGGUCUCAGGUGUCUCGUGGCAGGACUAGCUCCCGCAUCAACCCCACCCGUUUCUCGCCAUCGACCACAGCCCAGCCAGUCACAGUGAGCAACAUCACUGAGUCGCCUCCUCGUUUCACGCGGCCAGUUGUGCGAGGCAGGGGCCCCUCACCCUCGCCAUCCACUUCCCCUCCAUCACGAUGCCCUGACAGUCAAUCUGAGUGCAACGAAAAACCGCUUGUGAGACAGAGGCCUGCUGUAUCAACAGACUCCCCAACUACAGCCAGUAGUAAUCCUGGUUUAUCCAGAGGAUCUGGAAGAACACGUGGAAGUGCAACUUACACAAUUUCACCAAAUGAAGCCGAAGCUCCCAACCGUGGUACACCAGCUAGUGUUGGGCGAGCCAGACCCACUCUCAAGCCAGCUACAACCAUUGUCUCCAAAGCAUCAGAAUACAUUGACAUCUUCAAAUUCCCUCCCAGCAGACCUGGACCUAUUUACCCGACACCGCAGCCUGACAAGACUGCUGCCAAAUGUCGUAAGGAUGUUUGUUUGCUGCCUGAUUGUUAUUGUGGAGGAAAAGACAUUCCAGGUGAACUUCUACCAGAAGAGACACCUCAAAUAGUUCUGCUCACCUUCGACGAUUCGAUCAACGACCUGAACAAGCAGCUGUACAUCGACCUGUUCGAAAAGGGACGAACCAACCCGAAUGGCUGUCCUAUUGCCGCCACAUUCUACGUUUCGCACGAGUGGACCGACUACAGCAUGGUUCAGAAUCUCUAUGCUACUGGACAUGAGAUGGCUUCUCAUUCGGUGUCGCACAGUUUUGGAGAGCAGUUUUCUGAAAGGAAAUGGCUGAGAGAAAUUGGAGGCCAGAGAGAAAUUCUCGCUGCUUAUGGUGGAGUUCGUCUAGAGGACAUCAGAGGAAUGAGAGCUCCUUUCCUUUCUGUUGGAGGCAACAAGAUGUUCAAGAUGUUGCACGAUGGUAAUUUCACUUACGAUUCUUCGAUGCCGAUCUACGAGAACAAACCACCCAGCUGGCCUUACACUCUUGACUACAAGGUCCACCAUGACUGCAUGAUUCCUCCUUGCCCUACUCGUUCUUAUCCUGGUGUUUGGGAAGUUCCGAUGGUGAUGUGGCAGGACUUGAACGGUGGGCGUUGCUCUAUGGGAGACGCCUGCAGUAAUCCACCAAAUGCCGAUGGAGUGUACAAGAUGCUUAUCAAGAAUUUCGAAAGACAUUUCACCACUAAUAGGGCACCGUUUGGUCUGUUCUACCAUUCAGCCUGGUUCACACAGCCACAUCACAAGGAAGGCUUUAUUGCAUUUUUGGACACAAUCACAGCCAUGCCCGAAGUCUGGAUCAUCACCAACUGGCAAGCUCUGCAGUGGGUGCGUGACCCCACACCCAUCAACAGGCUCAACAACUUUGCGCCAUUCCAGUGCAAUUACCCAGAAAGACCAAGGCGGUGCAACAAUGCGAAGGUGUGCAAUCUAUGGCACAAAUCAGGUGUGAGAUAUUUGAAAACAUGUCAGCCAUGCCCCGAAAUCUACCCUUGGACUGGAAAGACCGGAGUCAGGAACAGCCGGGUGGACAACGAAAUAGCUCAGGAAUAAUUGAAAAAUCACGUGGAAAACAAAUCUAAGCGCAAUCUAAAUUAAAACAACUAUGUGGCUUUUUCUUCAUUUUAUGUGUUGUACAAAUUAUCAAAAUGCAUAAAAUGUAAGGACCAGCUACAUAAUCGAAAAGAAUAGCAGCUCCAAGUAAGAUAGAGAACCAGCGGUCUUUAUUAUUUAUUGAAUGAUUCGUUUCUAGUUGAUGUAUUUGAUACAGCCCGGUUCACAAGAUUAGAAUAAAAAUGGUACGGCUUAGAGCGAUAGUAAUAUUUAUUUAAGCUGUUUCAAUCAGAAGAGUUAGUGGUUGGAAGUUAGUGAAAGCUUUAAUAUAACUUAUGAAUUCCAAAUCAGAACUCUGAAAUUGUGUUCAGGAAUUGACAACACAAUCCCAUUUUGCUGUAUAUUUUUCAAAUACAUAUAUUUGUAAGCCUCACAUUGAAUAAUGACAGAAAUAUGUUAUAUAUUUUUGAUCAUUGAAUAGAAUGUGAUAUCUUACGAUACCAUCAUAAUUUUAUUAUUUUUAAUGUAUUUAUUGAUUUGUAAUUUGUGUGUAAAUGUAAAAUGCCUACAUGUGAUUGUCAUAGUAGAUGUAGUUUGUAAAAUAGAAAAAUAAUUUUCAAUCAUUUCCUACGCUUAUCAAUUUUUUAUCGACAAUUGACAAAACAGAUAGAAAAUUUUUUUCUUGAGAAUGUUCCCGAUAGAUGAGUGUAAAUCAGAAACUGAUUCUCAUAAUAGUGGAGAGGGAGCUACAUCCUGUUUCCCUUUGAAGCUCAAUAAAUAAAUUAAUACAUUUUAUUUUAAAAAAUAUCAUGCAUUUUAUUUGAUAAAAUUUUAUUGAACUAAAAUUAAAUCUGUUGACUGACAUUACCUGAAGGACUUCUUGUAGUCAUGGAAAUUUUCUUGCUUGCCAAUUUGAUUAAAUCUUGUAAAUAUAGGCAUAUUUAAUAGGUAAUGUACAUUCUCGACUGUAACUAUAUUUCUACAUCAAUAGAGUUACAUCAUUAUACAUUUUUGUGACAUGAAAUCAUGAUUGAAUUAUUAUGUCAUAAAUUGUCUUCAUAUAUUAGA